AUGGCUGCUACGACCGUCGCAUUCAUGCGAACACCCCCUAGCCGUUCCUCCAGAUACUUUGAAUCUAUCUUUGUAACCGGAACAGCUUCCUGCCGAGUUAGUCUAGCGCCGUUUCGCCUUCCUCAGAAUUCAUUGCAGUCGAAACCGAAGCGCGGUGCUGCGCGAAAGUCAGACCAAAGAGGUCGGCAACGCGGCGGCGCCGUUACUGCUCAAGCUUUCAUUGACUGGACUGCCGUUCCAGCGUGGCUGGUUAAAGUCCUUGCAGAACGCGUGUACCCCUCGAACCCCUGUGGGCCCGGCAAGUACCUGGACCCCAACGCCCAAGCAUGUGUGUACAUCUGCAAGCCGGGGUACUCAUACGACUACGACACCAAGUCGUGCGUGCGCAUCAUGCCAGCGUGCGGUGAGGGUUAUGUGCUCAAAGGGGGCCGCUGUGUGCCCAACCACGAGUGCGACCAGGGCUACUCGUAUGACGCGUCACUGGACGCCUGUGUGCUUCCCCAGGGUUCUUUCCAUGAGCCCAAGCGUACAUGGUGGCAGCAGGCAGUGGCUUGGGCAGCAGGAAAAGUUUUGAAGACGGAUGACAACAGCUGCCCGGCCGGGUUUUACUACGACCCUAACACGACGGCGUGCGUGCCGGUGUGUGCUCCGGGGUUCAUGUACGACCGUGAGCUGAAGAAGUGUGUUCCUUCGGAAGAUACCGUGUUUUGA
Molecule: messenger RNA, 711 nt
Organism: Closterium sp. Yama58-4
Lineage: Eukaryota; Viridiplantae; Streptophyta; Zygnematophyceae; Desmidiales; Closteriaceae
Source: the annotation of a GenBank genome assembly